Messenger RNA from Ilex paraguariensis (yerba mate), 477 nucleotides. The record is from the annotation of a GenBank genome assembly. Lineage: Eukaryota; Viridiplantae; Streptophyta; Magnoliopsida; Aquifoliales; Aquifoliaceae.
AUGGCGGUUCGAGCCGUAAACACUUGCUCAGUCUUUCGCUCCGCUUCAUCGCCAGCACUCGCGGGUUACCGAUGCCGUAUGCAUCAAUUCAGUACUGUACAGUAUUGGAGACACUCGAAGCUAGGGUUUCGGUUAUCAAUUUUUCGGGCGGAACAAUAUCUCCAUUCUUAUGGAAGCGUUCGUAGCUAUUCUAUUCAAAGUCUCGUCGAAACUGUCAUGGAAGAGCUCCAAGCCUUACGCGGACGGAAGAGGGUUCGCGCUACUAGCAAGUAUUAUUAUCAUUUCUCUUCUUCAUUUAGCAUUACUUGUAUGUUUUAUCUCGUAGUCUUUUGUGAGUUUGCUGUGUCAUCGAGCAAGCCUGUUCGUCGAUAUGUGAACAGUGUAUACGCUGUUAGAAUGAGCCCUAAGCUGUUACAGCACUUUUGUAUAGAUAAGGGUAAAGCAUGGUGGCCUAAUAGAACAACAGUGACGGAGUAA